This is a messenger RNA of Cryptomeria japonica (Japanese cedar), 930 nucleotides long. RefSeq names its product 3-ketoacyl-CoA synthase 8-like. Lineage: Eukaryota; Viridiplantae; Streptophyta; Pinopsida; Cupressales; Cupressaceae. Gene Ontology annotation, molecular function: acyltransferase activity, transferring groups other than amino-acyl groups. The coding region runs from base 1 to 930 and encodes 309 amino acids. The record is from RefSeq and is a predicted model, not a curated record. Gene Ontology annotation, biological process: fatty acid biosynthetic process. Gene Ontology annotation, cellular component: membrane. The transcript has a single exon.
AUGAAGGAAAACGUGAAGACGUUUAAUCUUUCUGGCAUGGGGUGCAGCGCCGGCGUUUUAGCGGUGAACAUGGCAAAAGAUCUGUUGCUCGUAAAUCCGGACUCGUACGCUCUCAUCCUCUCCACCGAGAGCACAACCGUCAAUGCAAACUACCCCGGCAAAGACAGAAGCUUCAUGCUCACCAACUCCCUCUUCCGAGUUGGCGGCGCCAACUUGAUUCUCUCCAACAAACCGCAAGACGCCGUCCGAGCCAAAUUGCGGCUUCUCCAUUCAAUUCGGACCAGCGUGGCCGCCGACGACGAGGCCUACGGUUGCAUAUCUGUGACGGAGGACGAUGACGGCGUCUACGGGGUCCGUCUCCGCCCUUCUCUACACACAAUUGCUCCCAACUUAACCAAGCUCGGCCCCAAAGUCCUUCCGUUGCGCGAGCAGCUGUACUACGCCUACAAUUGGCUCUGCAUAAAGUUGUUGAAGAUGAAGGUGGAGGCCUAUGUUCCCAACUUCAAGCUGGCGUUCCAGCAUUUUUGCGUCCACCCGGGAGGUCGCGGCGUCAUCAGCGGAAUCGGGAAAAGCCUGAAGCUGAAUGAGUACGACCUGGAGGCGUCGCGCAUGGCGCUGUUUCGGUUCGGCAACACGUCGACGAGCGGCGUGUGGUACGAAAUGGCGUACUUGCAUGCAAAAGGGCGGCUCAAGGUUGGCGAGCGCGUGCUGCAGAUUGCGUUGGGAUCAGGGGUCAAGUGCAACACCGCUGUUUGGGAAGUAGUGAGAGAAAAGUAUCCUUUGGAGAGCAGCUGCUGGGACGAGUGCCUUCACAGGUAUCCCUGCGAUACGAAAAAAAACUACACGGAUGAUUUCAGUGACCCGUGGUUAAGUCGUGUCACCCCUAGUAUACAACCUACUUCCAACGACUUGGACACCAACACUAUCUGA